Astrephomene gubernaculifera is the source of this 1378-nucleotide messenger RNA. The record is from the annotation of a GenBank genome assembly. NCBI's taxonomy places the organism in Eukaryota, Viridiplantae, Chlorophyta, Chlorophyceae, Chlamydomonadales, Astrephomenaceae.
UGCAGCGGCACGCGCCGGCCGCUGCCGGCAACCUGCUCAUAGCGCAGCACAGAGACACCAGGCGGUACGCGCUCGUGCGCUCAGGGCUGUGGCGCCCCCCGCAGCUGCAGUUUGCUACGGGCGACUACGUCUAUGUCCGGCGGCAAAACCCCAGCAACACGCUGCAGCCGCCGGUGCGCGAGGCCGUCUUGCGAGUGGAAUCGGUGGGUCCCUUGGGCGUGGCGGUGCUCAUAGGACGUGACGGCACGCGCAUCAGGCGCCGGGUGGAGCAGCUUGUGCCCUGCCAUCUGCCAGACUUGGACCCUAUCGUCGACCCGCGGCUCAUGCCCCCGGCAGCGGACCACGCCUGCCAGGUCUGUGCCUCGCCUCGUGACGGCGGCAAGAUGCUGCUGUGCGACGCCUGCGGUACCGGUUGGCACCUGUACUGCCUCGUGCCACCACUGUCGCAAGUCCCCGAGGGCAGCUGGGUGUGCCCGGAAUGCGUGCAGCUGCAGCGGGAGGCGCCGGCGGGGCCUGCGCCGCCCCAGCCGGAGCCCACCGCUGUGCUGUUUCCGAACGCCGCCACGCGGCGGCGUGACGACGAGGCGGCGGCACUGGAUGGACGCCGCAUCGUACGCAUGGUCAGCAAGGGGCGCGGUCGCGGGCGCGAGGAGCAGCUCGGCGUGCUGCGCUACCGCGGCGGUCUGGCGAGGCCCCACUACUUCUAUGCCGAGUGGGACGGGGGCUUUGCUGAGGCGGUCGGGCUGCCUGCGGCGAAGCGCAUGCUGAUGCCGGAGCAGACGAGUACGAGGAAGAAGGGCAGGUAGCGUUGUUUUGGGCUAGGAAAAGGCGUGCCAUGCCGCGCGGCCGAGAAGGGGGUAUUGCUUAGGUUGUGGAAGUUAGGUUGGCGUUGCCGGCUCGCUGCACCGCGAGUGCGAGGAGUAGGGGUUAUCCUAGGGAGCGCAGCCAGACUCGCCGCUGUUGGGGGUAGAAAGGGGGAGCGCCAAGCCGCGUGGCCCGCUAUAGAAGGUUGGUGUAGGGAUCUUGGUGGCUAGUGGCUAGUGGGUACGUCAAGCCGCGUGCUCUCGGUCUUGCUUCGAGUUCGUCAGUUGCUUAGGGAAGGAACGCCAAGCCGCGUUGCCUGUUAUGCCUGUUUUGGGCGUUGUGACUCUUUUCUCAGUUGUGUCAGGUGAGACAAGGGGGUGAGGCCAGGACGCCUGGUUUUUGGUUGGAUAUUGGGUGGCAGCGUACUUCGCCGUGCCUGCUGCUGGUGCCUUUUCUGUGGCGGAGGCUUGACUAUUGCCGCUUUCGUGGCCUGCCUGCCUGAAUUGGGGGUGGGUUUGCUGUGCUUGGUUUGCCGGUUGACCCGUGGGUCGGUGCACCUUAGGCUCUGACCGCC